AUGGCCCUCCUACUAGAAGCCACAGCUUCUGCAGAAUCUCAGUCAGAAAUCCCCACAGCAGUCUUAGAGAGCCAUGGCACUGGAUUGGGGACAAAUGUGUCAUUCCAGGUGUUGGUAUCAUUCGAGGACGUAGCCGUGGACUUCACCUGGGAGGAGUGGCAGGACUUGAAUGCUGCCCAGAGGACCCUGUACAGGGACGUGAUGCUGGAGAACUACAGCAGCCUGGUGUUCCUGGGGCACUGCAUGGUCAAACCUGAGUUGAUCUUAAACUUAGAACAGGGACUUGGACCAGUGAGCACAGCAGGAACCUCGGUCUGGAACCUCUCAGGUAUCGACAAAGGGAAUAGCCUGGUUGAUACCAUCCAGGAAAAUGAUAGCAGACAUUUCUGGCAAAUUGAAAUCAACAGCCGUACAUCAAAUGAAGAACUGGUUGAAGCAGAACUGAAGAUUCAUGAGGAAAUCCAUCGAGGGACAAAGUCCUAUGAAUGUGAAGUAUGUUUGGAAGCAUUUUAUCUGAAGCCACAGUAUAGCACUGACCAGAGAUACCACACAUGCGAGAAUCCAUACAACUGUAAAAAAAUUAGAGGGGCUUUCUAUUCUAAGUCGACCUUCAGACCGUGUCAGAGGCUCGAGAGAGGUGAGAAACCCCACGCAUGUAUAGAGUGUGGGAAAUCCUUCUAUUGCAAGUCUCACCUCACUGUGCAUCAGAGGACCCACACAGGGGAGAAGCCCUAUGAAUGUAAUGACUGCAAGAAGGCUUUCUACAGCAGGUCCCAGCUCAAUGUGCAUCUGAGAACUCAUACAGGCGAGAAGCCCUAUGAAUGUAAGGAGUGCAGGAAGACUUUCUACCGCAAUUCUGACCUCACAGUGCAUCAGAGGACUCACACAGGCGAGAAGCCCUAUGAAUGCAAAGUGUGCAGUAAAGCCUUCUACUGCAAUUCACAGCUCACUGUCCAUCACAGGACCCAUACGGGUGAGAAGCCUUAUGAAUGUCAAGUGUGCAAUAAAGCCUUCUACUGCAAGUCACAGCUUGCUGUCCAUCACAGGACCCAUACGGGUGAGAAGCCUUAUCAAUGUCAGGAAUGCAGGAAGGCAUUCCAGUGCAGGUCAGACCUCACUCGGCAUCUGAGAACUCACACUGGCGAGAGGCCCUAUGGAUGUACGGAGUGCAGGAAGGCUUUCUACCGCAAGUCAGACCUCACAGUGCAUCAGAGGACACACACAGGCGAGAAGCCCUACGAAUGCAAAGAAUGCAGAAAAGCCUUCUACUGCAAUUCACAGCUCACUGUCCAUCAAAGACAGCACACAGGGGAGAAGCCUUAUGAGUGUAAAGACUGUGGGAAAGCCUUUCAGUGCAAAUAUGAACUCACUCGGCAUCACAGAACACACACAGGUGAGAAACCGUAUACAUGUAUGGAGUGCCAGAAAGGUUUUUACACCAAGUCAGAUCUCUCUCGACAUCUAAAAAUUCAUACAGAUGACAAACCCUGAAGAUAUAGGAGACAGUAGUACUUAAUAAGUCGUCCUUAACUGACAUCAGAGAACACACUUAAAAACUUUUUACCAUGAAGUUAGACUUAAUCUCAGAGAAUUCAGACACAUGCAAGAAACCAUUGAUGUCAGAAAAGUCUCUAGCUCAUCUCCAUGUGUAGACCAAUACGUUUAGGGAAUGUGAAAAACUGUGUGCUCAAAUCUUUUGUGAUAUCAUGUAGUAUAUACAGGUGAAUUUCCCUUUGAAUAUAAAGAAUACUAAAGCAUUUUUAUAAAAAUCAUAAAGUGCAUUCAAUGGGCAGGAAAUCUUAUCCAGACUUUUUCAAUAUAUAUGACAUGGAAACUUUUGAUACCGAAGUCAGGUCUCAGUCUACAGGAAAACUCCUAAGGUAUAGUAGUAUACAGCAAAUGAUUCAGCCAGGUACGGCUUUUCAUCCUGACUCUUGUGGGUGACCUUGGCAAGACUCAUUUGGACCUGAUGUUCAACAGCAUAGCAAGCCAUGAAAUCAAAAGACGGGAAAGCUCAGCAUGGUGGUGGUCAGCUUUAAUACGGGUACUCGGGGGCAGCAUUGUAGGGAUCAGUAUGAGUUUGUGGCCAACCUCUUUAACAGAGUGUGUUCUGGGCCAGCUUAGGGAUUACAGUGAAAUUCUGUGAU
This is a messenger RNA of Rattus rattus (black rat), 2147 nucleotides long. Its product is annotated as zinc finger protein OZF-like. NCBI's taxonomy places the organism in Eukaryota, Metazoa, Chordata, Mammalia, Rodentia, Muridae. Gene Ontology annotation, biological process: regulation of transcription by RNA polymerase II. The transcript is spliced from 5 exons. The coding region runs from base 1 to 1491 and encodes 496 amino acids. Gene Ontology annotation, molecular function: RNA polymerase II cis-regulatory region sequence-specific DNA binding; DNA-binding transcription factor activity. The record is from RefSeq and is a predicted model, not a curated record.